AUGCUGACCUUCGGCAGGACAACCGAAGCCCCUGUGCUUCCUCCAGACCAUCCUCUGCGAACCGCCUUUUCGCGGUAUGGAACCUGGACUGCCCGCCAUGUCAAGACGGUGCUACCCAUGUCGGUAGCACUCGUCUUCCUCCUGCUUUAUCCCAUCUUUUUUCUCUACACGACAGACGCCACCAAUGUUACCAGUGGGGUGUCUAACCUUCCUCACCACGUCUGGACUGAUGCUCAGCCGCUUAGUGAACGCGCUGUCGUAGAGCCCGACGUCAUCAUGCGUUCCAUUUGGGUGCACGGCAGCUACAUGAAAGCGCUUGACCGCGAGGUUUUGCUGGGAGCUCUGGAACUGCAGAAUACCCUCCUAGGGCCAACCACCGACUUCAACCCUCGUCGACCAAACGCACCUCGGAUCUUGCCUGAUGACCCUACGGUUGACAUGACUCGGGACCAAAGGGAUGCUUUCCAUAUUGUCAAUGGGUUGACGGAUCAGUCAUGGUUCUUCCACUCGCCUCUACAGUACUGGGGUGGUUCUGCCGAUAAUAUCGUUGCAGACAAGGACAUCAUCUCUACUGUCAACGAGAAGAAGACGCAGUCAACUUCGGUUAACGUAACCUUGCGGCACUCUAUUGUGUUCAGCGGCAAGCGUUUCGAGGAACGGAGACUUGUUGCUGCCGAUGCCCUGGUUAUUACCUUGAUUCAUCUCAGGGACUGUCCCCUUGGCCAACAGUGGGUUAGAAAUGCUGAAAGGCUGGCUGCCCAGGUACAAGACAAAUACACCGUCAUUCCGCAUGACGGCAAGAGCAUGGCAAGCCAGUUGUACGAGUUCCAGUUUCGACCAAUGUCAUGGCCUGACUGGUUUCUCUUGACCAUCGCUUACUCGCUCACCCUGUUUUACCUCCUCCUCAGCCUUUCCAAGCUCCGCGCCGUCAAGUCCAGGUUUGGGCUCAUGGCUACUAUCCUGGCCCAGAUUGCGGCUUCGAUCGGCUCCAGCUUCACCGUCUGCGCCAUCUUCAAGAUCGACCUGUCUCGCGUCCCAUACUAUGCCUACCCGCUUGUGGUUCUGGCUAUCAGUAUGGAGAACUCUUUCCGGCUGAUCAAUGCCGUCAUCAUGACCUCUUCGUCCAUUAGCAUCAGCGACAGGAUAGGAGAGGCCUUCGGCCAGACCGCUUAUGUUGCCGUCGCCAACAGGUUGCAGAACCUGGCCAUCCUCCUUGGCCUCUCCAGGAUCACGUUUCCAGGUGUUGCUGCGUUCUGUACGUUUGCUGCAGUGGCCAUUAUCUUCGACUUCCUCUACCUCGCGACCUUCUUCCUCGCGGUUCUUAGUGUGGAUGUACGCCAGCGAGAACUCUACGAGCUGGAGAAGGCUUCGGUGAGGAAAACCAAUGCCAUCUACGAGACCAGCUUGCUCGAUCGUAUCCGCCGGAUUCGCCAUAGCGGGGUGACCGUAUCAACUCGGGUAGCUGGUACCAUAGUCAUCCUUGGGUUUAUCCUGCUUGCACAGUCUCACUAUGCGCUAGAGAGCGGUAGUCAGUGGGUUCACUGGAUAUUUACGAGUUCCUGGAGGGUUGCAGAACCUGUUAUUAGCAAGUCCUCACUCCUGGUCGACAUCCAUCAAGCCAGAAGCCCCACGUCGUGGCUCCGCCUUCAGGACCAUGAAACUGCGCGAGAAGUCAUCAAUGUUGUCAAGCCAUGGGCGCACAGUUACGUUGCACGCGUGUACGAACCACUAAUUUUUGUGGCAAAGGGCGCCGAUCGCAUUCCCCAUAGUCCGGAACCUAUGUUCUUGCCGGCCGUGUACGACUUCAUCCACAACGAGAUUCCUCGUUUCCUGGUCUUCAUGUUGACGCUGGUGGCUCUGCUUCUACUUCUUACCAAUUACCUCCUACAGGGCAAUGGCAAGCACGCAAGUGAUCCCGACCAUCCUGAUAACGAGCCUCUGCUGUCGGUACGCUCUCUCAGCCACGGCCAUGACCUUGAUGUUGUCAAGAUGGCUGUUUCGCCAGGCAACAAGCUUGUUUCCGUGGGGUUGGACAGGAACAUACAGAUUUGGGAUGUACCCCUGAACUCGCGAACCCGCGUCAUGUCCGAUUCUGAAACCCCUCUGGAGAAUCCCUUCCCGGUCUUGGCCAUGGCUAUAGAUGACGACUCAAAGUGGUUGGCUCUCCUGACAUGGCAGAGGAUUUUCCUAUGGGACACUGAUGAACAACAGUGGGGAUUGUCGCUCGAGGUUGACCUAGGUGGUCACAAGCCCGAAGCCGUGUUUUUCAACUACGCGAACAAACCUUUGGAUUCGCCGUCUCUUGUCAUCGUGAGGAAGAACGGCACGAUGCUUGAGCUGGACCUUGAGGACGGGGCAUCUAAGGAGUUUACCAUCUGCAAGACUCCUUUUUCCAUGGCGCUGCCAUUUGCAGAGCUCAAGCUGCAUCCACGUAGUGAGGCAGCAACCUGGCGGGUGGAUUCCAAGGAAGCAAAGAUCACGACAGGCGAGGCAAAGGACAUUCACUCCAUCGUCCCUGCACCUGACCUGUCCAUGUAUCUCAUCUGCAGAUCCCGCUCUGUCGACCUGGUCGAUCUCGAAUCCUCGGCUGUCAUCCAGACCUUCAACACCGAACCCAUGGAGCCACGGUCACUGAAGCUUCUACUCUCCUCUCGUGGGGCUCCGCAGCACGGGCUGCCGCCACUGUCGCUGUGCUACAUCAGCUCAGAGACGGGCGAUCUCGUGAUUCAGACCUUCCACCGAGCAGACGAGGCCGACCCCGUGCAUCAUCCCAAGGACCAUGUGCCCGAAGCGCCUCGUCAGCCAUGGGAUGAGGAGAAGGAAGUGAAGAAGCGGAUCGAGAACCCAGGUCGCUGGGAGAUACUCCCCAACGGAGGUAUCGUAGGUGUCAGACGGGUACCUGUGGCAUCAUCGUCGUCGUUACGGCGUAGAAGCUUCCAGGCGAUGUCAUCAGGAGUCGGAGUCGGAAGUGGUUUGCGACGACGUGGAGGAGCAGCAGCAACAACAAACAACAGCACAGCUGAUUCCACUGACUCCACAACUCCCGACAUAGGCACGGCGACAUGGCAGGCCUGGGCCUUCAACAAUCUCGAAAGUGCCAGGACGAAAGGGAUCGAGACCCAGCCGCUUGAUCAACAAGUAGACGACGAGGAGGAGCAGGAUACCAGCAUGUAUGAUAACUUGCUGGUGUCAGAGCUGGGACCCAUGGUGAGACUAGGCACCGCGAGUGUGGCGGUGGGGCUUGGAAACGUGAUCAAGGUGAUCAGUGUUGGACACGAGCAUUUUGAUAAGGUGGUCACGAGGGACCGGUUGACGGCGGAGAACUUGAGGAAUCAAAACUUUGUUAGACGGAGGAAGACAGGGGUGGCGGCGCAUAGAGCGAGGGGAGGGGUGGCUGCUGGUGCUGGUGCUGGUGGUAUUUGA
Messenger RNA from Sordaria macrospora k-hell, 3423 nucleotides. Lineage: Eukaryota; Fungi; Ascomycota; Sordariomycetes; Sordariales; Sordariaceae. The record is from RefSeq and is a predicted model, not a curated record.